AUGAAGACCUUACUGGCUCGACUCUUCGAUUGCGGCGAUGAUGCCUGUUGCUUCAGCUUUCUCAAGGGACGUGCGCGUCACUUCUAUGCCGACGAUGGCAACGCGGGGCACUUGCGGCUGCGUUCGGAGCCCGACCUGGACUCGCCAGGUUCGAACAGCCCGAUGGUGAGGCGGUCCCGCACCUGGAGCGCGAGCCAAUUCACCAAGAACUUCCGCCACCUUCAGCGGAUGAUGAGCUCACCGAAGCGCUUGAAGGCGGAUGAGUUGGACUUCGGACAGCUGAGUCUGCACGACCGGGCGACCAGCAUCAUGGACCUCUGGAAGAUCCGGGGACAGUACCGCCCAAUCACCGCCUUCUAUGACUUCGAACGGAAGCUGGGCGAGGGCGCUUUUGGCUCGGUGGCCAAGUGGCGCAUCAAAGGCUCCCAGCAGCAGGUGGCGGUGAAGCGGACGCCUGGCGCGGCAGCGGCAUGGCUUCUUUCGGAACCGUGCGGCGGAGAAGGCGAUCCGCAAGGAGCUCAAGCUGCUCUUGGUCCUGGACAACCCCUUCAUCAUCAAGUUUCGCGAGUGGUUUGA
Messenger RNA from Durusdinium trenchii, 576 nucleotides. The record is from the annotation of a GenBank genome assembly. NCBI's taxonomy places the organism in Eukaryota, Dinophyceae, Suessiales, Symbiodiniaceae.